Molecule: messenger RNA, 2377 nt
Organism: Xyrauchen texanus (razorback sucker)
Lineage: Eukaryota; Metazoa; Chordata; Actinopteri; Cypriniformes; Catostomidae
Product: ras-related protein Rab-5B-like
Exons: 6
Coding region: 234-878 (214 amino acids)
Molecular function (GO): GTP binding; GTPase activity
Source: RefSeq, a predicted model, not a curated record
CGCAUGCGCGGAUGAGUAGGAAGCGCUCGCAGUCUUUUAACCAGUUGAUAGAUCAACAACCGAAACAUCACCCGACAAAACAACCGAAACUGGCAACCCCAGCAUCACAGAGGCUGACUGUGGCUGUGUUCAGAGCACAAAUCUGUCCAGUUCUUGGAAUAAGUGAGUCCUCAGUCCACCUCUUAAGUUGCUGUUCAUAGGCUACCAGGGAGGACGCCCACCCUUCCUCCAUCAUGAGCACACGCGGGACCGGCAGGGCCAAUGGGAGCUUACCGCAGACCAAGAUCUGCCAGUUCAAACUUGUGCUGCUGGGAGACAUGGCCGUCGGCAAGUCCAGCCUGGUACUUCGCUUUGUUAAAGGCCAGUUUGAUGAGUUUCAGGAGACCACAAUUGGAGCUGCAUUCCUAGCACAGUCUGUUUGUCUGGACGACACUACAGUGAAGUUUGAGAUUUGGGACACAGCGGGACAGGAGCGCUACCACAGCUUGGCUCCCAUGUACUACCGUGGAGCCCAGGCGGCCAUUGUGGUGUUUGACAUCACCAAGCCUGAAACGUUUGAGCGAGCAAAAGCUUGGGUGAAAGAACUGCAGAGGCAGGCCAGUCCCAACAUUGUCAUUGCCCUAGCAGGGAACAAGGCCGACCUCGCUGACAAGAGACUGGUGGAGUAUGAGGAAGCCCAAACAUAUGCAGAAGACACAGGCUUGCUUUUCAUGGAAACCUCUGCCAAGACUGCAAUGAAUGUAAAUGAGUUGUUUCUGGCCAUUGCAAAAAAGAUGCCAAAAACAGACACCCAAAACCCCACGCAUGCUGCUCGACACCGGGGAGUAAACCUGCAGGACCCAGAUGCACAAUCCACACGAAGCUGCUGUGGGAACUAAAGGCCCGUCAACACCCCAUUACGGGAGACCACCGACACCUUCUCCUUCCAAAAAUCCCACCCUUUACCCUUUCACCUCCCAAGACGGAUAUGGAAAGAGAAGGAGGUGAGGAAAAUUCCUCCGAGAUGCCAUGAAGAGAUUUUUCCAGGAAGACUUCUGAUGGUUUGAUGGACGGGGCCGAAAGCGAACUGGCGAUGUACUCUGUCAAAUCUGGCAGUAAAUGUGGAUUGUUCAUUAGUUGUAAGUCAAGAAUCAUUUCAGUCAGUGUUAAUUUUGAUUAUGCAAGAACCAGGGUGUCACUAAAAAAGAUAAAGGAUGGAGAAAGAGACAUAUGGAACAAUGAAGAAAUUAAAUAAUCAGGAGAAAUAUAUAUUGUUACGAUAUGGCCCACAAUGUCCCUUAAAACAACCAGAACAGCCCAGAAGUCUUCAAGCGAAAUCUACACCAUACUCUGUAACACUGGAGGAAAGUAAGCACCUUAACCCUAAACGAAUCAUGCACGUAUCCUUAUAACCCUUCAACUGUGAGCGCUUGUGAAGGCCACAGCACUAAAUUCGAAACUAUGGAAGGAACGCUGAAGACAUUAUUUGUUCAUUCUGAGAUUGUUUUUAGCCUCUGUGUUUUAAUCAGUCUCCCUUUAUAGCUUGUCAUUCUUCCUAGACCCAAAAAGUAUUGGAGAUUAAUGUUGUCUUCCUGACCACAUUGAUUUUCAGUGUUCACAAAACAACAGCAAGCUCUACGAUGCCUUCUCUAUGAUAUUGCCACUUUGUGUAAACUACUGUUUGAGAAACGAUCAACCAAUCAUUGAUAACGUUUUGGCGCCAGCGAGAUGGUUCUGAUGCAUAAGAUGGGUAAUCGCAGAAUAUCACACAUUGAAUUGUCUGGAUGCAAUACCAGGCCAUUGUCUUAGUUUGUAUAUUCAAAAGCAACAUAAAUAUUCAAGCUCCCACAAAUCAUUAUCUUAGAACGUGAAUGAUUGCCCAUCUGAUGCAUACGAUAGGUUGGAAUGGCACAUAGUGUCAAGGGAAAUCUUGCCCACUUUCCCACAAGUGGCAAAGCCCCGAAAAAGUGCCUACUCAGUGUUUUCCGUGUUUGGGCUUGUUCGGGGUGAGUCCACACCUAAGAAGUAGCGUUUUCGAGAUGUUGGGUGGAAGUGUUCUGGCAAUAACCUGUAAGAAUAAACUAACUGAGUGUCUUAAAGAGGAGUCAUUAACGAUGUUUUGUUUUAAGGAUGCUGUUUGUUGAUGUGUAUAAAAAUGAGUUUUAUUUCAAAUUGAUAUUAGUCCGCAAUUAUGGGUUACCAAUACAUUUAUAUGGUUGUAUAGGGAAUGAAUUGGGUAUCAUAAGGUGUCACACAGCUACAUAUCAUUUGUCAUGUGUCUUCAGGUCCACCGUUUUUGUGGAACAGAUCUGAUCUCCUGUUAACACCUCUGUGAAUUGAAAUGUUAAAUAAAGCUGUGCUGUUCUGCUACGAAUGAAAAUAGCCUUGAUCUAAACCU